GGCCCGUCGCCGCCGCGGCCGCCGCUCCGCCGCGCUUCCCGGAUCCGAGCCCCAGACGGCGGCGGCGGCUCCGGCGGCCCGGGCACCGCGACCCCCGGCGGCGCGGGGGGACGGGCGGAGGCGGAGGCGGAGGAGGAAGAGGAGGAGGAAGAGGCGGAGGCAGCGGCGGCGGCCGCGCGGCGGCCCCGGGGGAGGAAGAGGAGGAGGAGGAGGGUUGGAUCGCGGGCUCCCGGCGCAGCCAUGGUGGACUGAUCGCCGGCGGAUCCCCGGACUGAUCGCCGCCGAGGCGCCCCCCGCGCGCGGUCCCCCCGCGCCCCGCGGCCCCGCGCCGGCGCCCGCGGCGGGGGCGGCGCCCGGGCCGGACAGGCAGCCGCGCCCCCGCCGCGUCCCGCGCCCGCCCGGUCCCUAUGGAGGCGCCGCCCGCCGGCCAGGCCGCCCACCAUGCCUAGGAGGGCCGGCAGCGGGCCGCUGCCGCUACCCCGGGGCUGGGAGGAGGCCAGGGACUACGACGGCAAGGUCUUCUACAUCGACCACAACACGCGCCGGACCAGCUGGAUCGACCCCCGGGACAGGCUGACGAAGCCCCUGUCGUUCGCGGACUGUGUUGGGGAUGAGCUGCCGUGGGGCUGGGAAGCGGGGUUCGACCCCCAGAUCGGUGUCUACUACAUCGACCACGUCCACAAGACCACGCAGAUCGAAGACCCCAGGAAACAGUGGCGGGGGGAGCAGGAGAAGAUGCUCAAGGACUACCUCUCGGUGGCGCGGGACGCGCUGCACACGCAGAAGGAGCUGUACCACGUGAAGGAGCAGCGGCUGGCCCUGGCCCUGGACGAGUACGUGCGGCUCAACGACGCCUACAAGGAGAAGUCGAGCUCCCACACGAGCCUGUUCUCUGGGUCCUCGUCGAGCACCAAGUACGACCCCGACAUUCUGAAAGCGGAGAUCUCCACCACGCGGCUGAGGGUUAAGAAGCUGAAGCGGGAGCUCUCGCAGAUGAAGCAGGAGCUGCUCUACAAGGAACAAGGCUUCGAGACGCUGCAGCAAAUUGAUAAGAAGAUGUCGGGAGGCCAGAGCGGCUAUGAGCUCAGCGAGGCCAAAGCCAUUCUCACAGAGCUGAAGUCCAUCAGGAAGGCGAUCAGCUCGGGGGAGAAGGAGAAGCAGGACCUGAUGCAGAGCCUGGCCAAGCUGCAGGAGCGGUUCCACCUGGACCAGAGCAUCGGCAGGUCGGAGCCAGACCUGAGGGCCAGUCCCGCCAGCUCUCACCUCUCCCUCUCCAGGCAGACCCUGGAUGCCGGGUCCCAGACCAGCAUCUCCGGGGAGAUCGGAGCGAGAAGCAGGUCGAAUCUGGCCGAGAAGGUCAGGCUGAGUCUGCAGUACGAAGAAGCCAAAAGAAGCAUGGCCAACCUGAAGAUCGAGCUGUCGAAGCUGGACAGCGAGGCCUGGCCGGGGGCGCUGGACGUGGAGAAGGAGAAGCUGAUGCUGCUCCACGAGAAGGAGGAGCUGCUGAAGGAGCUGCAGUUCGUCACCCCGCAGAAGCGCUCCCCGGACGAGCUGGAGCGCCUGGAGGCCGACCGGCAGCGCCUGGAGGCCGAGCUGCUGUCCGUGCGCAGCGCGCCCAGCCGGGCGCUGGCCGAGAGAUUGAAACUGGAGGAGCGCAGGAAGGAGCUGCUCCAGAAGCUCGAAGAAACGACCAAACUGACCACUUACCUGCACUCAGAGCUGAAAAGCCUCUCCGCCAGCACCCUGUCCAUGUCCUCCGGGAGCAGCCUGGGCUCGCUGGCCUCCAGCAGGGGCUCGCUCAGCUCGCUCAGCUCCGGCGAGCUCUACUACGGCAGCCCUGGCGAGCCGCUGGACGCGGACUACCAGCACAGGCUGGACUUCCUGCUGCAGGAGAAGGGCGGCUACGCGCCCGCCGGGCCCAUCACCACCAUCCACGAGAACGAAGUGGCCAAGUCGCCCGGCCAGGGCGGCCCCGGCGGGCCGGCCGCCCCGGGCCCCGCGCCCCCGCCGGCCGAGGCCCCCAAGUCCGUGACGUCCCUGUCCUCCCGGUCCUCGCUGUCCUCCCUGUCGCCGCCCGGCUCCCCGCUGGUGCUGGACGGCGCGUUCCCCGCGUCGCCCCAUGACGCCCCCCUGCACCGCUUCGCCGCCGACUUCGAGGACGGAGAGCUGAGCGGCCGCCUGGCGGACAUGGGCCUGGGCGACGGCCCGGCGCUGCUGGAGGCCGAGGCGGGCGCGGGCGCGGGCGCGGGCACGGGGGAGGACAGGGACCCGCGGGAAGGCGCCCGGGAGCCGUUCGACGAGGCCGCCGCAGACGCGGAAAAGCCGCCCCCGAAGAGGAGGGGCGCGCACCUGCUCGGGGAGAGGACGGCGUGCGUGUCGGCGGCCGUGUCGGACGAGUCGGUGGCGGGAGACAGUGGCGUCUACGAAGCCUUCGUGAAACAGCCCAGUGACAUGGGAGACAUUGCCUACGGUGAAGAGGAUGCUGGCGUCGUCAUGGAGACGGCGCAGGUGCAGAUCGGGCUCAGAUACGACGGGAAAAGGGCCAGCUUCAUGGUGAGGAUCGCUCAGCUCCGGAAUCUGCACGCCUUCCCGAUACCUCAUUCUUCCAAAGUGUACUUCAGGGUCGCCCUGCUGCCCUCCUCCGCGGACGUCAGCUGUCUGUUCCGGACGAAGGUGCGCGCGGCCGCGGAGCCCCUGGUGUUCGGCGACGUGUUCCGCGUGGCCAUCGCGCAGGCGGCCCUGCAGCAGAAGACGCUGCGGGUGGACCUGUGCUGCGCCCGCGCGCACCGCUCCGAGGAGUGCCUGGCCGGGACUCAGAUCAGUCUGGCCGAUUUGCCGUUUUCCAGUGAGGUCUUCACCCUGUGGUAUAACCUGCUCCCUUCUAAGCAAAUGCCUUCCAAAGCGAACGAGGAAGAACACGAGGAUCCGGUGUUCCAGCCGAGCCAGCCAUCGGUGGAGCCCAUAGACCUGGAUGCAGUGUCGGCCUUACUCGCAAGAACGUCGGCCGAACUGCUGGCUGUGGAGCAGGAAUUGGCACAGGAAGACGAAGAGCCGGGGCCGGGCGCAGAGCAGAGGGGUCCGGAUGGAGACUGGCUGGCGAUGCUGAGGGAGGCCUCUGACGAAGUGGUGGCUGAGGAAGAGGCGGACGUGGCCUUGCCAGGGGGCAGCAGGUGUAUGGGAGACCUAAGCUCAUGCCCGGGUAUGCCCGCGACUGCUGGAGGCACAAGGAGGGCAGAGAGCAGCUGUGCCAACGGCCCUGGCAGCCAGCCCCCUCCGGGAAUGCCCACCCUGGUCGACAAGGAGACAAACACAGAGGAGGCCGAGGACGCGGGCCUGGCCGUCCGGCCCAAAGAGCGCGGCGUGCUGAGCGCGCGGCAGCGCCCCCUGGUGCGGAGCAGCGUGAUCGUGCGCUCGCAGACCUUCUCGCCCGGGGAGCGCAGCCAGUACGUCUGCCGGUUAAAUCGGAGUGACAGCGACAGCUCAACCCUGGCUAAAAAGUCUCUGUUUGUGAGAAACUCCACUGAGCGGCGCAGUUUGAGGGUCAAACGGGCGAUGUGCCAGCCGGCGCUCCGGAGGGCGGCCCAGGAGUGCCCGGUGCGCACGUCCCUGGACCUGGAGCUGGACCUGCAGGCCUCGCUCACACGCCAGAGCCGCCUCAACGACGAGCUGCAGGCGCUGCGGGACCUGCGGCAGCGGCUGGAGCAGCUGAAGGCCCAGGGCCAGACGGACCUGCCGCCCGGCGUGCUGGAGGACGAGCGCUUCCAGCGGCUGCUGCGCGAGGCCGAGAAGCAGGCUGAGCAGUCCAAGGAGGAGCAGAAGCAAGACCUGAACGCGGAGAAGCUGCUGAGGCAGGCCUCCAAGGACGUGUGCCGGCUGCGGGAGCAGAGCCGCAAGGUGCCGCGGCAGGUGCAGUCCUUCAGGGAGAAGAUCGCCUACUUCACCCGAGCCAGGAUCAGCAUCCCGUCGCUGCCGGCCGACGACGUGUGACGCGUCCUGAGGAACGGGCGCCCCGCCCUCGGGGGAAGGACUGAGCGGUGUCUGGUGGGUCUGUCUGGGGAGGGUGUCACUGUCAGUGCCUCAGGAGCUGUUACUUCUCAUCAGGAUCUCCACGUGCUGAUUUGUAAAGUUUGGGAUGUAAUUCUUCUAUAAAAAGGCAAGAAAAGCCAGGUAACCAAGCGGGCGGAUCUGUACCCAGACGUCCCGCAGGAGCGGGCUGUAGACCCGGAGUCGGGCAGAGCCCAGGGCUGUCCUUCGAACCCGCAGAGGCGGCGCGGCUCUUGCUUUUCCUGGUUUCCCGCGAAGGCCAGGGCGGCCCGAGCCCCCGGGGUCUGGGACUCAGAGCGGCAAGUCCGCCGUGAGCGAGCCUUGAGGGAGCUCCGGGGCCAGGAAGCAGGUGCUGUGUUCCUCUCCGUCACCUUUGUGCAAACACCGGUCUCCGUAAAGCAGCGUCUUCUCUGUCUCUUUCUGUUCGUUUGUCUAAAGAAAACAAAACGCUGAGUUCAAGCACAUCCGUGCCGACCCGGGAGCGGGCUCCUGGCUGCACAAAGGCCUCGCGGCCGCCCCCCCCCCCGGAGGGCAGGGAGGAGGGUGCCCUGCAGCCCCGGGCGGCGGGGGCCGCAGGUGUGAGCCUGGCUCUCCGAGGUGGGGGGACGGUGGCCCUCGUCCUGAGGACACACACUGCCGCCGGGGAGGGAACCCAUCGCAUCCGCGUGGUGAAACCAGGAAAAGCAAAGGGUAUCCUGAUUGCAUAAAGGUGCCAAAAAAAUUAAGUCCUUUAUGAAACAGAUUUGUGACGUUUCACAGCCGCUCCUCGCAGCCCUCGUUGAGGGGGUCCUGUCUGUGUGGGGAGGAGCCGGGAAGCAGAGAGAAGCGUGGGCCUGGGAGACUGCGCCUGGAGCAUCGGCUGAGCUGUUUGUCUCCAACAGAAGCCAUUGCAGGUGGCCCCUGAGAGCUGCCUCAGCGUCCCCACGGCGCCUCCCGGUGCGGAAUCCCAGCUGGCCCAGCCCAGGCCCUUCCCAGCAGGAACUCCCGUGUGGCCCACCAGGCGUUUAAAUACUCCUAUGCAAUUUAAUACUCCGUUUGUAAUACUGGAAGAGGCAGUUUUUGGCCAGCCAUCUUUUAUAGAAAACUAAAUCCUUUUUUUAAAAAAGAUGCAAAAGUCAUCUUAAAGGAAUAGGCCCCUUUACACACACACACACACACACACACACACACACGUUCUGUUUUUAAGCAAGAAUCCUCCAUAGCAAGAAUUUUUAUUUUCUUGAGAGCAAUUACACAUGUUUUAGAAGGUGAGUUUUGUCAGGAUCAAAAUUCAAAUGAAGCCGUUUCUGAGCCUUGAACUUGAUCGUUUCCUGAGUGUUCCACCACUUACAUACAAACGUCUUUGAAGCUGUAACUGGACGUGACACUACUCUGAACAAACACCAGCCUUACGAAUUGACCACAUGCAGUCCCUCGGGAUCUGCCCAGUUCACUCUCUCAGCCGAUUGAGGAAAACGAGGAAAGAAUACCAUUCAUCCUUGUCAAGGUCAAAUGUGAAAGAGAAGUUUAUUUAAUGUAGAGAUAAAUGAAGGUCAGCUGUUGUCAGCUUCUUCGUUUGACCGUGGAAAUGUUUAUAGAAUUAUGUGUAGUGUUACCGUACGAUUUUAUUUUCUUCAUUUAUUUAUUUACGGUCUUAUUUAUGUUCUGUUUAAUAUAUAGUUCGGUUCUGGCCAUUUUAAAUGUUUGACAUAGAAGAAGCUAUAUUGGGAUAUUUACAGCUUUAUAAAUCAUCAAGACGAGUAUAAAAGAAUAAAAUCUGUCUCAGGCUGGUAGUUAACAGCUGUGACCAAGAAGCUUUCAGUUUUAUUUUACAAAAUUUGCUCAUUUCUAACACGAGAGAUGAACUUAUUUUAAUAUAAUUAUUUUCCACACUUUAAAAAUCAGCAAUAGUGUUAUGCAUUUAUAGGAAGCUUUUAACAGCCCUAUCAUAUUUGUACUAACCCAAGUGAUUCACAGUGACACAUUUUAAUAACUUGAUCACAAAACCGUAUGGACAAUAUGAAUUUUAAUAUUAUAAAUGCUAUAUUUUAAAGGUAGAAUUUAUUCUGCACAGGGUAAAAAGAAUGUAAUAUUUAGUUCUCAAGUUUGAAUUAUCAACAUGUUACUACAAUUUUGUAUAUCAGAAUCUAAGUGUUACAGGUACAACAAGCAUACUGCUAGCCAAAUGAACAACGUUUAGCUGAAUCUCUGUCGCAUGCAAAUCAAAUAAAUUUAAAAUCUUUUUUUUUUUUUGCUAUUACUUUAUAUUGUAUUAAAUAUCAAAAGCUCAGGACUGAACUAAAUAUUUAAUCAGGUUAAAUUCUGAAUAUGUUUCUGUUUUAAUUUGUCUUGUUUGUAAACGUGUGCAAAUACAUCACAUAGACUAACUGGUUUCUGCACUUUUCAUGUGUUUGUGGGUGGGAAAUAUUCAGUGGGUUAUUUGGGGGUUGGGUUUUGUUUUGUUUGGUUUUUUUUUGCUUUUGUUAUUUUCAACAAAGAUACAUAUUCCCUAA
This is a messenger RNA of Pipistrellus kuhlii (Kuhl's pipistrelle), 6536 nucleotides long. It is a transcript of the gene WWC2, whose product is annotated as WW and C2 domain containing 2. Bases 442 to 3987 code for a protein of 1181 amino acids. The record is from RefSeq and is a predicted model, not a curated record. Gene Ontology annotation, biological process: cell migration; regulation of DNA-templated transcription; regulation of hippo signaling. NCBI's taxonomy places the organism in Eukaryota, Metazoa, Chordata, Mammalia, Chiroptera, Vespertilionidae. Gene Ontology annotation, cellular component: cytoplasm. The transcript is spliced from 23 exons. Gene Ontology annotation, molecular function: kinase binding; molecular adaptor activity.